Molecule: messenger RNA, 558 nt
Organism: Echinops telfairi (small Madagascar hedgehog)
Lineage: Eukaryota; Metazoa; Chordata; Mammalia; Afrosoricida; Tenrecidae
Product: NKG2-A/NKG2-B type II integral membrane protein-like
Exons: 3
Coding region: 15-359 (114 amino acids)
Biological process (GO): stimulatory C-type lectin receptor signaling pathway; positive regulation of natural killer cell mediated cytotoxicity
Source: RefSeq, a predicted model, not a curated record
AUUGUCAUGGUUCCAUGGAGGAUUGGGUUUCCUAUUCCAACCAUUGCUAUUACAUUAGUACUGAAAAGAAAAACUGGCCUGAGAGCCAGAUGGCCUGUGCUUCUAAGAAAUCUAAUCUACUUGUUAUAGAAAAUGAUGAAGAAAUGAACUUUAUAAAUUCCAUAUCAUCUCUUUCAUGGAUCGGUCUCAAUCGAAAAAGCACUAGUCAUGAUUGGUUUUGGAUAAAUGGUUCCGUUUUUCAAACGAACAAAAGGCUUUUAAAAAAGACUAAUCAUAACUGUGGUAUGCUAUACUCAAAUGCCCUUCACCCAGACGACUGUGAAAAUUCAAAAACAUACAUUUGUAAGUGUAAGCUUUAGUCUUAAAGCACUUGAUGUUGGACUUGUUCAAAUAUUUGGGCAAUGGAGAUAAUAUGAUGAUUGCAAAACUCUUAUAAAUAAUUGCAUUCUUUGUUGGACUGGAAAUUACAUUUGGAUCACUCCUGGACUUCAGCUUCCUCAACUGGCUGAUAUUCACCAGUAUAUUGUUCUGUAAUAAAAUAUAAUUGGGGGUAUAACU